Suillus discolor is the source of this 1844-nucleotide messenger RNA. RefSeq lists its product as uncharacterized. The record is from RefSeq and is a predicted model, not a curated record. The transcript has 8 exons. The coding region runs from base 121 to 1611 and encodes 496 amino acids. NCBI's taxonomy places the organism in Eukaryota, Fungi, Basidiomycota, Agaricomycetes, Boletales, Suillaceae.
AUAUGGUGUUGCGGCUGUGUCACUUACCUUAACUUUUGACCGUCACAACAACUCCUACAACAAAAGGAUCAACCCGCCACAGAAAUUACACGCUCGUUCGCUCCUUUCUUCACGACGACAAUGGACGAUUAUUCAAAAUAUGUCCCAAGUCCUCCCUAUUCUUCACCAUAUUCCAACGAUGUUCAUCAAGACGCUCGCCGAAUAUCUCGUACCCCCAGUCCAACUCCCAGUGAGAUACAGGCCCUCGAUCAGAAGACAUUCUUCAAUUUCAAGUCCAUAUUCGAUAAAAAGAAGAUGUGGACAAAGAAACGAAUCUUUAUUUAUAUUGCUCUAAUCCUCGCCGCCGUUUUGGGCGCUCUCUUCAUAUUCUAUCAUGACCAAAUCGUACAUGCAAUUCAACCAGCAGCUAACUGGAUGCACAACUUCAAGUUUGGAUGGAUAAUUCCUAUAGCCAUUUUCUUUGUGAUAUCGUUCCCUCCGCUCUUCGGCCACGAGAUACUGGCUAUUGUGUGUGGUCUCGUAUGGGGCGUAUGGAUUGGUUUCGCCAUAGUAGCAGCUGGCACUUUCAUCGGUGAAAUAGGAAACUUUUAUGCCUUCAAACACCUUUGUUCAACUCGCGGCCACAAGAUAGAGAAAAGCAGUGUCAUUUACUCCUCUUUGGGAAGAGUCGUCCGCGAGGGCGGUUUUAAGAUUGCAUUGAUCGCCCGUUACAGCGCCAUCCCACCUCACUUCACCACUGCAUUAUUUGCAGUAUGCGGCAUGAACAUCUUUGUUUUCAUGCUGGCAGCAGCCCUCUCUAUGCCAAAGCAGUUUAUAACUGUGUACAUUGGAACUUUAUUGGAAAGUAGUGGCACCUCGGCUACCAAUUCAAAGAACAAGAUCAUCAGCGACGUCGUUGGUGUUAUCACCGUCCUGGUCACCGUGGCUGCCAUGUGGUACAUCACCAGAGAAAUAAACCGUGUCAAGCCACAAAUCGUGUAUGAGCGACGCAAAGCACGUCAAGCGAAAUUGGACGCCGAGAGUGAAUCACUGUAUCAAAAUGGCGGCGCAAACAGCUCCGCAGUAUUCAACACCUCAGACACCACUCUUCCCCUCAACUCCUCAGACGCCCCCUACGACCCUCCCUACCAGCGAUGGGACAGCGAAGGCCGCGCCGUAGGCUACACACCGGACCCACGCAUACACGCACCUCAACCUAAGAAACCGGAAAAUCCAAACCCCUUCCCAGGUGACAUAACCCCCACAUUAGGAACCAAGCCCCUCCGCCACGAAAGCACAGAUACCGUGGGAUGGGAGUUGCAGGCUAACGCCGCGCAGGGUCAGAGUUAUAGGUUGAGCGCCAUGACAGCUGAGCCUCUGCGGAAUCCGUAUGGGGGUGAGGAUGAAAUGGAUGCCGAGGAAGUUCUCGGUGAGGGGUAUGCACCUGCGCCUCCAUCUCUUGCUGGACCACCGCCGUCAUCUCGUGUCGGACGGUCAUCUUCAUCUGGUAUCAGUGGCAUUGCUGCGUAUGCGCCGCCCCCUGGGCCUCCGCCAGGUGCUGGGUAUGCGUUUAGUGCGCCGGGACAUAGUUUUUCGGGACCAAGUUCACCGCAUCCGCCUGAAAGGCAGUAGGUUGUCGAGUGCUUGUGUAUCCUGAUUUUUAUUAGUCCUUCAUUCAUCUGGCUAUCACAGCCUCCAUCACGUCUGUUCGACUCUUCUAUUUACUAUAUAUCUUCUGACUCGAUUUGUGUUCUUAUGAGCCCAUGUGCACUGUGUGCCCAUACAUACAUAACAAUAACUAGUAUAGGUUGGCCAAAGUACAAUUGGAGUAUGUAUAGCUAUUUUGAUACAGGGAGGUUGAAUAC